This is a messenger RNA of Schizosaccharomyces japonicus yFS275, 1839 nucleotides long. RefSeq names its product ribonucleotide reductase small subunit Suc22. The record is from RefSeq and is a predicted model, not a curated record. The transcript has 2 exons. Gene Ontology annotation, biological process: dCDP biosynthetic process; CDP metabolic process; deoxyribonucleotide biosynthetic process. Lineage: Eukaryota; Fungi; Ascomycota; Schizosaccharomycetes; Schizosaccharomycetales; Schizosaccharomycetaceae. Gene Ontology annotation, molecular function: protein heterodimerization activity; CDP reductase activity; ferrous iron binding. Bases 396 to 1574 code for a protein of 392 amino acids. Gene Ontology annotation, cellular component: ribonucleoside-diphosphate reductase complex; cytoplasm; nucleus.
CACCAGUCGGACGCUCUCGUCCCCCCAGCAUUUGCAUAUAACACGCCGUUCUCCCCUCUCAAUUCUCCAACAUUUCCCAUUUUCAACCUCUGCUUUUCAGUUGCGUUGUUCAUCUGGUCUCUUAGUUUCUCAUAUAUUCGGCUUUAAUAUUUUGCUUUGCGAUUGCCGAACACGUUUUUCUGUUGUCGAGCAAUAAAAAGUCAAAUACCCGGCGAAAACAUCGCAGUUUUUUUUUACAACUCUCAACUUGUACUUUUACGCGUUUUCAAUAACGGACCGGUUUUUUUAAGGUUCAUUUCCUAUCUAUACCAUUUAUAUUCAUUUUUGUUGUCGAUCUUCAAACGUAAAACUCGUUUGACUCAAGACUUCUAACUUGAUUUGUAACUUUAAACGUUAUGGCUGGCAACACUGGUGAUUCAUCUUUCACCGUUCCCACUCACGAGGGUGAGUAUGUUUCUUAUGAUGCGGAAAAUGGCGAUCGCCAAAUUUAUGUUCCCUCUAUUAAAGAGACCUUCAAGUUUGACAACGUCUCCGAAGAGGAAAUGAUGACUGAGGGCUCUCCUUACUACCUUGGUAAAAAAGAGGAUGAGAAGGAUGAAGUGGUGCUCACUCCCAAUCCUCGCCGGUUUGUCAUGUUCCCCAUCGAAUAUCAUGACAUCUGGCAAUUCUACAAAAAGGCUGAAGCUUCUUUCUGGACAGCCGAGGAAAUUGACUUGUCGAAGGAUUUACACGACUGGGACAACAAAUUGAACAAGGACGAACGUUACUUUAUUUCCACUGUGCUCGCAUACUUCGCUGCUUCCGAUGGUAUUGUUAACGAGAAUCUGCUUUCUCGUUUCAGUUCCGAGGUUCAAAUCGCUGAAGCUCGCUGUGUGUAUGGAUUUCAAAUUAUGAUUGAGAAUAUCCACUCCGAGACGUAUUCCCUCUUGCUUGAUACCUAUAUCCGCGACCCCUAUGAAAAACAGCGCCAUUUCGACGCCAUCCUCACCAUGGGCUCAAUCAAAGCCAAGGCCAAAUGGGCUUUGCGUUGGAUCGAGGAUCCCGAAUCCAUCUAUGCCGUGCGUCUUGUCGCUUUUGCGGCUGUCGAGGGAAUUUUCUUCUCCGGCUCUUUUGCUUCUAUCUUCUGGUUAAAGAAGCGUGGUUUGAUGCCUGGUUUGACAUUCUCAAACGAGUUGAUUUGCCGUGACGAGGGUGUGCAUACGGACUUUGCCUGUUUAAUGUUCAGUCACUUGAAACAUCGUCCCGGCAAGAAGGUCGUUGAGCGCAUUAUUAUCGAAGCCGUCAACAUCGAGAAGGAGUAUUUCACCGAUGCUCUUCCCGUCUACUUGCUCGGUAUGAAUUGCGAUCUUAUGUGUCAGUACAUUGAGUUUGUUGCUGAUCGUCUUCUUUUGUCUCUGGGCAAUGAGAAGUACUACAAUGUCACCAACCCUUUUGACUUUAUGGAGAAUAUUUCUCUUGCUGGAAAGACAAACUUCUUUGAGAAGAAGGUCUCCGAUUAUCAGAUUGCAGGAGUUAUGGCUGCCCAAAACAAAGACAAUGAUGAACAUAUGUUUACUGUCAAUGAAGACUUUUAAGAAAGACACAGCAUUCAAUUGCAAAGUCGAGUAUGAUAACGUUACUUCUAUGAAUACCCGAUGAAAACCAAUUUUCUUUUGGUUGUUUUUUAACAGUAAGUAUGGACUUACUAAGGAGAAUAGGAUUGUCUGGGUACGACUUGUAUUCUUUAGAUAUUAAUUCAAUGUUAACUAUACAACAUCACAAGUGGGAAACAAUUGUCAUUGGCGAUUUGCAACAGUGACUGACAGCAUCAACAGACGGUUUUCCUAGUAACAUACUUGC